GAGGAGGAAGCGGCUGCUACUGUGACUACUGAUAAUACGCCUGUUAUCACCACUGAGGAGGCGGCUGCUGCUACUGUGACUACUGAUAAUACGCCUGUUAUCACCACUGAGGAGGCGGCUGCUGCUACUGUGACUACUGAUAAUACGCCUGUUAUCACCACUGAGGAGGCGGCUGCUGCUACUGUGACUACUGACAAUACGCCUGUUAUCACCACUGAGGAGGCGGCUGCUGCUACUGUGACUACUGAUAAUACGCCUGUUAUCACCACUGAGGAGGCGGCUGCUGCUACUGUGACUACUGAUAAUACGCCUGUUAUCACCACUGAGGAGGCGGCUGCUGCUACUGUGACUACUGAUAAUACGCCUGUUAUCACCACUGAGGAGGCGGCUGCUGCUACUGUGACUACUGAUAAUACGCCUGUUAUCACCACUGAGGAGGCGGCUGCUGCUACUGUGACUACUGAUAAUACGCCUGUUAUCACCACUGAGGAGGCGCCUGCUGCUACUGUGACUACUGAUAAUACGCCUGUUAUCACCACUGAGGAGGCGGCUGCUACUGUGACUACUGAUAAUACGCCUGUUAUCACCACUGAGGAGGCGGCUGCUACUGUGACUACUGAUAAUAUGCCUGUUAUCACCACUGAGGAGGCGGCUGCUGCUACUGUGACUACUGAUAAUACGCCUGUUAUCACCACUGAGGAGGCGGCUGCUACUGUGACUACUGAUAAUACGCCUGUUAUCACCACUGAAGAGGCGGCUGCUGCUACUAUGACUACUGAUAAUACGCCUGUUAUCACCACUGAGGAGGCGGCUGCUGCUACUGUGACUACUGAUAAUACGCCUGUUAUCACCACUGAGGAGGCGGCUGCUGCUACUGUGACUACUGAUAAUACGCCU
Messenger RNA from Perkinsus marinus ATCC 50983, 897 nucleotides. RefSeq names its product liver stage antigen-3, putative. The transcript has a single exon. The record is from RefSeq and is a predicted model, not a curated record. The annotation marks the transcript as partial. NCBI's taxonomy places the organism in Eukaryota, Perkinsozoa, Perkinsida, Perkinsidae.